AUGGCUCCAUCCAAGAAAGUUGCUCCAGCCCCUUUGGCUGCUAAGUCUUCCAAGUCCUCCAAGGCUAAGAACCCAUUGACCCACUCUACCCCAAGAAGCUUCGGUAUCGGUCAAGCUAUCCAACCAAAGAGAAACUUGUCCAGAUACGUGAAAUGGCCAGAGUACGUCAGAUUGCAGAGACAAAAGAAGGUCUUGUCGAUCAGACUAAAGGUUCCUCCAGCUAUCACUCAGUUCCAAUACGCGUUGGACAGAAACACUGCUGCUGAGACCUUCAAGUUGUUUAACAAGUACAGACCAGAGACCGCUGUUGAGAAGAAGGAAAGAUUGACCAAGGAGGCCGCUGCCAUCGCUGAGGGUAAGACCAGACAAGAAGCUUCUCCAAAGCCCUACGUUGUCAAGUUCGGUUUGAACCACGUUGUCUCUUUGAUCGAGAACAAGAAGGCUAAGUUGGUUUUGAUUGCCAACGACGUCGACCCAAUUGAGUUGGUCGUUUUCUUGCCAGCUUUGUGUAAGAAGAUGGGUGUCCCAUACGCCAUUGUGAAGGGCAAGGCCAGAUUGGGUACUUUGGUCAACCAAAAGACCUCUGCUGUUGCUGCUUUGACUGAGGUCAGAGAGGAAGACGAGGCCGCUUUGGCCAAGCUUGUCUCUACCGUCAACGCCAACUACUUGGAGAAGUACGAAGAUGUCAAGAAGCACUGGGGUGGUGGUAUCGUUGGUUCCAAGGCUCAACACAAGAGAGACCAGAUCUCCAAGGCGACUGAGGGUGCUUAA
Molecule: messenger RNA, 771 nt
Organism: Lachancea mirantina
Lineage: Eukaryota; Fungi; Ascomycota; Saccharomycetes; Saccharomycetales; Saccharomycetaceae
Source: the annotation of a GenBank genome assembly